UAAUUCACUCUUCUUCAGACCACGCUCAACAUGUGGUGUAUAAAGUAAAAUAGAGUAUACAAACAGCUUGGAGUUAGUACUGAAGGUAUGCGCGCGCGCUCGAGCACGCGACAACUUACUACUCCACAACACACAAAACGGACUCUGGUUUGACAGUUAUGAACGUUUGCUUAAGAAGCACUUCCUUUAAACCGUAAGAUUGGAUUGAAAAGACGUGUGUUGUGUAAUAUCCCACUUUCUGAGUUGCUUGAUUCACAUUUCUGUCGUUUAAAAUGGUCACCAACCGGCGCGUCUCGCGCGGCUCUGGACGAUCCGGAUUCCCUCACAUUAAUCUGAAAUGCGCACAGCUUCCUGAACACCUCCAGGCUCAAUAGUGCUGGAGCCUCGGACACAUUUCAUCCUUUCCUCAUCGAUUGUGACGCCAAACUCCUCUCUCCCUCUGCUGAGGGAGCACUUGCCGACCACCUGUACCUCUGCUGUCCAGUACACGAAAGCAGACUGCUGGAAUGGCUUCUAAAUCUCAUCCGCCUCUGAUGAAGAAACACAGUCAGACCGAUCUGGUGAGCCGACUCAAGACUCGUAAGAUCCUGGGCGUUGGUGGAGAGGAUGAUGAUGGAGAGGUGCACAGGUCAAAGAUCAGUCAGAUGCUGGGGAAUGAGAUCAAGUUUGCGGUUCGAGAGCCUGUGGGCCUGAGGUUAUGGAUUCUCUUCUCUGCUGUGGUUUUCACAGUCAUGGCCCUUAUGGCCCUAGUCUUCCCCAACCAGCUGUAUGAGGUUGUAUUUGAUCAGGAGCAAACAGCCACCAGUGUCUCUAUACGUCUCUAUGGAGGGGCCAUUCUCAGUCUCUCUCUGAUCAUGUGGAAUGGCCUGUACACUGCUGAGAAGGUUAUCAUCCAGUGGACGUUACUUAGUGAGGCUUGUUACUUCGCCAUCCAGUUUUUAGUGACCUCCGUCACUCUGGUGGAACUGGGCUCCCUGCCAAACGCUGCCAUCCUCCUCCUCCUCAGUCGCGUAUUCUUCCUCACUGUCACGCUGUCCUACUACUACAAUCUGGGACGCCGGCCCAAGAAGAUCUGAGAGCCCCGCACACACCUGAGUGACGGGCCGCGGGGCUGGAGUUUCCAUCUGAAGCUUUGAACAGUGACACAGUCAAACAACAUCAACCUGUUCAUCUGGCGUCGAGCCUUACUGCAAGGAUGACGCCAACCAGGCCUUCAUUUUAAUUUCAACUUACACACAACACAAGAGUUUGCCUUUUUUAUGGGAAAUGCUCACAAUCUGGUAAAAUGAAUUCCAUUUUUAUUUCAGAGAGUGUGCAGUCACAGUGUAGCCCUCCUCAUUCAGCGUUUAUCACGUAAAGUAUUGCACACCGUAGCCGAGCUUGAAAUGCUGGCGUAAUUGUCUGUAGCUAAUGUAUCAAUAAAACUGUAAAUCAUUUCAUGUAAUAAUGCCAAUGACUUUGAGCUUGUAGUCAUGUUACGUGCGUGAGGGUGGUUAGUGAACACUAGAAUGUGUGUUUUCUGUGUAGGUCGUUCAUUAUUUGAGCAGUUGUUACUGGUUGGUGUAUUUGUGUCACUGCUGUAUCACUGAACCAGGAACAACCUGCUCUAUAUGAGAAUGGUUAUCAAAAGAUUAGUUUGUUUGGUUAGCUAGUUUGACCUCGAAAACCCCUCUAGUUGCACUGUUUCAGGAACUCCGGUUUGAACUAAUUAUUCAUGUUUCAGAUAACAACUCUUAUCCAUAUUUUUCUUAUUGUCAAGUUCAUUUUCAUCAAGAUUUCAAAGUGCAUAUGAACAAGAAACACCUUUUUCUUUUAGUAGUAAUGCCACAGAACAUGGUUUUGUAGCACAAUGGUAUGUUUCAUUCAUUUUAAUAAGCAAUGUAGCAGUAUUUUCCCUCACAUUUCCCCAAUGUUGCCUUAAUAUGCCAAACUGCACAAGUGUUCCACAUGUCAGCACACUGCCAGAUGUUUGUAUUCCUCAAAAGAACUGUAUAAAUAUAUAUAUAUUUUUUGUUGAUUUGCAAUUUUACAGUUGCUUAUUUAUUGGCCUGCCCAAAAGUUUUUGCAUACAGUAGGUUAGUUUUUAGUGGUAUCACUUGCAUGUUUAUUGUCUGAGUUGUUCAGUCAUUGUAUGCCCUUGAUGACAAUUCUUGUGCGAGUUCUGCUGAGACAAACUGCAAAAUCAAAAUUAGCAGUGUGUAUGUAUUUAAAAGUUUGCUGCCUUGUGUGUAGUGUUGUCAAAGGGACCGACCGCGAUACAAGUCGGUAGUGAAAAAUUUUAAAAAUGUGACAAUGAGCGCUGUUGAGCGGAUUCGUAAAAACCUCUGACUGGCCAUUGUGUUAAAACGCUCAUCAGAUAUGUCUGUGAUUGGCUACAAUAAUAAAUGCACGGGAGCGUUUGAAAGCGCACAGAAGUUUUUGAAUUUGAAAUUGGAAGCGGGAGCGUUUGAAAGCAGGCGUGUAUCAGCGGACUGGUCCUCUGAUAUUGAAGGCCAAAAGGUUAAAAAACACAUUUUUUAAAAUGUAAAAUAUGUUCAAAAUGUUGAAUUUUAAAAUGUAAAAUAUGUGUAUUUAAUGUUUAUUUCAUGGGUUAAGUACGUUUGCGUGUGAAAAAUCAGCACGUUGUGAUUCACAUGCUUUUGAACCUUUUGGCCUUCCAUACACUGAUAGAUGCCUGCUUUCAAACACUCCCAUGUGUAUCUGUGUAAACGUUGUAAAUAGACAUCAGUGACGCUCUUCACUGAGCGCUUAAACAGUUACACAUGGGAGCGUUUGAAAGCAGGUGUCUAUCAGUGUAUGGAAGGUUUUUAACACGUCAACAACACCGUAAAAUACAUGCAUUUCGCAUGUAUUUCUCGCGUUAAAUGCGUAUUGUUUGUAUGUGAAAAAUCAGUGUGGUAAAUGCACGUAUUGAACAUUUAACGUGUAGAUUUUUCACAUUUAACCCAUGAAAUUUGCGUUAAAUACACGUAUUUUACGUGUUGUUGUGUUAAAAUUCACUUGUUUUUGAACCUUUUGGCCUUCCAUACGCUGAUAGACACCUGCUUUCAAACGCUCCGAUGUGUAUGUAUUUCACGCAUUAAAUAUGUGUUGUUUGUGCAUGAAAUUUAAAGUGUGAAAUACGUGUUAAAUACACAUAUAGUACGUGUUGUUGACGUGUUAAAAUUCACUUUUUUUUUUUUUACCUUUUGGCCUCUGAUAUCAGCGGACCGGUCUCCUGAUAGACGCCUGCUUUCAAAAGCUUCGCUUUAAAAGCGCUUUCAAAUUCAAACACUUCUGUGUGCUUUCAAACGCUCCUAUGCAUUGAUCAUUGUAGCUAAUCACAGACAUAUCUGAUGAGUGCGUGAACACAAAGGCCAAUCAGAGGUGUUUACAAAUGCACUCAACAGCGCUCAAAGCGUCACAUUUUUUAAAAUUUCAGUACCGACUUGGUAUCGAAGUCAGUACUUUUAACAACGUAUUUACUGUUAUUUUUGAAAGUGUCCAUUAGUUGCAACAUCUGCUAAAAGCAUAAUAGAAUUGGAAGCAUUUUAUAACUUUAAUAGCAUAACUUGGAUUUUGGAAAAAUGUUGAUCGGAUAUAUUGAAGGAAGCAAUACAACCUAUACAGGAAAUUUCUGUUAAAUGUUAUGUGCGAGGCUACCAUGCUUGUUGGUUGUUUUCAUAUAUGAUAGAGCUUCAGUGGAGAAAAAAAGUCUCUGUUUGUGUACAGUAUUUGGACAAAAGUAACAGAUACUCUUUCCAAGGUUUAAUUAGGUCUUCACAUUUAGCUUGGGGGUAAUAAAGAACUUCAGCCUUGUUGAGGCUUACAUUUCUUUCACAACCCAGUUUGAUUUAGUCUCUUUGUUGUCUUUACUUGCGAACAUGUAGUUCAAAUCUCAGUACAAACCUUUCCUCUUACUGUUCUGAAAAUAUAUUAAACCAAACCAAUCCUAACUGGUAAUUCAGAAUAGGCACGGCUGUUACUCUAUGUUCUGUUCCUCUCAUUAAAAAGCAAGCUCUCGUCCCUCUUAACACUCGCUCAGCUAAACGAUGACGGCAAAUGGCAAACAUGAAUCAUUUGUUAUUCAUGUCUCCAUGAUGAGAAUUGUGUUGCCAUGCUAUUAGAAAUAAAUAUCCAGUUAGCUGCUAGUGGCUUCAGCUGUCUGCCGACGGUAUACAUAAUGCUUCUGAAGGGAUGUUAAUGUACUUUUUAAUUGUGUGUGUAAAUAUUUUAUUGAGAAAUGUUAUUGUUAUGGACCUGCAUCGUUAUCUUUUUGGAAUAAAGAAAAUGUACAUUUAUCGCAA
Megalobrama amblycephala (Wuchang bream) is the source of this 4286-nucleotide messenger RNA. It is a transcript of the gene tp53i11b, whose product is annotated as tumor protein p53 inducible protein 11b. The transcript is spliced from 8 exons. The record is from RefSeq and is a predicted model, not a curated record. NCBI's taxonomy places the organism in Eukaryota, Metazoa, Chordata, Actinopteri, Cypriniformes, Xenocyprididae. The coding region runs from base 507 to 1076 and encodes 189 amino acids.